AUUCUACUUCCAUUAUGGAUGGGGAAUGAAAUAUAUUUUGUAAUACUUUUCACUCUUUAAACUGUUUAAUUAUUUUAAAUUCCAAUCUCUUUAUACUUUUUUGAAUCGGUUUUACAACAUUUAACCAGUUUCUAUUUUUAAUUCUGAUGUUAUCAAGUUUAAAAGUUACACAUUUAACCUUCCAUUUUGUUUUCACCACUAAUUUGACUAAUUUCAAUAAUUUUCCAUUAUGUUGAUUGAUAGAGCUUAAAUAAUGGCCAAGUUGCAAUAAGGAAGUCGCAAGUGUAAAUGCCUCUUAUUAGAGCGAGGGAAAAGGCCAUUAAGCGUGGCGUAAAACAUGAGGCUGUUGUACGUAGAAUUGGAAGACGUGUUCAUAAAAGGUUCAGAUCAUGGUCUCAGCAAAGGACGAGGAAGUUCUGGAUGCCCGCAAAGGUAUCGUUACAUAGUCCUCUUGACUUGAUGGAUGGAUGGCUAUUAUCGUCCGCUGUGCAAAAGGCUGCAACCCUUAGGAAACAUGAUUUGAAACUUUGGCAUGGAUUUGGUAACAGGCUUUUGGAACUUUCUCACACUCUCACUGGUCAACAAUUAGGUUAUGUUUAUUACGGGUUUGGUAAGAGUCGAUUUUUAAAGCCUAGUUUGUAUGAGGAAAUGAUGAAGUUUACUGAACCGAUGCUUCCAAAUUUAAAUAGCCAUAGCCUGAUGUGUGUUGCAUGGUCACUAGCAAGGGUACAAAUAAGAAAUGAGCAGUUUCUCUCAAGAUAUUCGAUUGAAGUUGGAUCAAGAUUAGAUGAUAUCAGGACUACAGAUUUAAUUAAGAUUUGUAAUUCACUUUCAAAAUUGGAUGGUUAUACAAAUUAUUUGAAGGAAAGGUUAUCUGAGAAGAUGGUUGAAAAGUUGGAAUGUUUGUAUGCACAGGAUUUUAGAAAUGCAGUUAACCUUUUAUCAAUGAUUCAUUUAUAUGAUGAGAGGACCCAAAUUUACCUUUUAAGUCGUUUUUCCAAGAUAUUUAUCUGUGCUAGGCCUCAGCAUUUGCAACAAGCUUAUUGUUCAGCUGUCGCAGUUAGAGUUCUCUUACAAAAAGUUUGGACUCAACUAGAUAAAUCAGUCAAAGCAUUUUAUACGCGUCUCAGUAUGAGGAAAAUACAGCAAUGUUUGAGAAGACCUUCGGAAUUACAGUGGGAUGUAUCUAAUAUUCUUGCAAAGAUGGGGAUACAUCAUAGAAAUACCUUCUACUGGGGAUGUUUUUGGAUAGAUAUUGGAGAAAUUAAGGAUAAAUCAAACUGCUGGUUCAUAGAUGGACCAUCCUGCUUUUACACAUCGACCACACUAUAUACGAAUAAAGUCAAAUUACAACAUAGGAUAUUGAAUAACCUCGGAUGGAAUAUAAGAAGAGUGCAGUGGUACAAAUGGGUGGAUUAUAUGAAUAAUACAGAGGAUAAAAUUAACUAUAUAAGGAAAUUGAGGGAAUCUGAAUGUUUAGGAGAAUUUAUACAAGAGGACCAACUUGACCCUCUAGAAAUUAAACAAAAACUUGAUAAAAUUAAACAAAAUUGUGUUAAACCCACUUAAACUCGAAAUAUUUAAUGUAAUAUAUAUAGUA
Molecule: messenger RNA, 1600 nt
Organism: Theileria parva strain Muguga
Lineage: Eukaryota; Apicomplexa; Aconoidasida; Piroplasmida; Theileriidae
Product: RAP domain protein
Exons: 10
Coding region: 289-1569 (426 amino acids)
Source: RefSeq, a predicted model, not a curated record